This is a messenger RNA of Branchiostoma floridae (Florida lancelet), 1418 nucleotides long. RefSeq names its product flocculation protein FLO11-like. Gene Ontology annotation, cellular component: mitochondrion. The coding region runs from base 57 to 1418 and encodes 453 amino acids. The record is from RefSeq and is a predicted model, not a curated record. The transcript is spliced from 4 exons. Lineage: Eukaryota; Metazoa; Chordata; Leptocardii; Amphioxiformes; Branchiostomatidae.
CUAUCCACCUGUCGUACACACUCCCGACAUGCCUCAGUAUCAUGACGUAAUCCAAGAUGGCGGCGCCCAUGCGGAUUGGUGCCCUUCUAGGAAAGUAUGUGCUGAGACCAGGGAUGACCAGACCAUGUGCAGCCCUCACCACAGAUGCAGGGGGGAGUAAGGCCACCACUGCCCCACCCCAGGGGGCCAAGGCACCCCCACCCCCUCCCCCAAAGGCAGCAGAAGCUGAGGGAGGGAGUGUGCUUGAAGCCGCAGAAUCGCUUGCAGCCAAGCCACACCAGGGUGUCGCUCAGGAACCCACCACCAUUUCAGCAGCUGUGGCAGAGAUGGCCGCAGCAGAGAAAGCUAAGUCCCAGUCUCACGCUAAGGAAGGGCCAGCUUCUGCAGAGACAACCUCCUCAAGCUCUUCAUCAAGCUCAAGCUCUGGAUCAAGUUCAAGCUCUGAGUCAAGUUCAAGCUCUGAGUCAAGUUCAAGCUCUGAGUCAAGUUCAAGCUCUGGGUCAGAUUCUGAAGGGGAGACAGUCAGUGGACAAGCAGGGCUGAUAACUAAAGAAGCAGAUGCUACAGAGGUGAUAACUAAAGAGCCAGAUGCUACAGAGGUGAUAACUAAAGAACCAGAUGCUACAGAGGUGAUGAUUAAAGAUCCAGUGGCUGCAGAGGUGAUAACUAAAGAACCAGAGGUUGCAGAGGUGAUAACUGAAGAACCAGAGGCUGCAGAGGUGAUAACUGGAGAAACAGAGGCUGCAGAGGUGAUAACUGGAGAAACAGAGGCUGCAGAGGUGAUAACUAAAGAACCAGAUGCUACAGAGGUGAUAACUAAAAAACCAGAUGCUACAGAGGUGAUAACUAAAGAACCAGAGGCUGCAGAGGUGAUAACUAAGGAAACAGAGGUUGCAGAGGUGAUAACUAAAGAACCAGAAGCUGCAGAGGUGAUAACAGAAGCACCAAAGGCUGCAGAAGUGAUAACUAAAGAAUCUGACGCUGUAGAGGUGAUAACUAGAGAGCCAGAGGCUGCACAAGGGAAGAUUGAGGCACUGAAGGGGGAAGAAGUGAUAAAGGAAGCACCCGAAGAAGUUACACCACAACCGUCUGCAUUUCCAGAAGAAGGAAGUACUACUGAUGUCAAAGCAACUCAGGAGGAGCAAGUUGACAUACCCAAACCACCAGAGCCGGAACAGGUGGCCCAGGAAAAUGAAGAGAAGACCAGUGAGGACCAGGUCCUACCUGAAGAGCACCUGACAGCUGAUGAUGCAGGCACACCUGGUCUGGAAGGGGAGGCUGAGGAGACAGAGAAGCCAGUGGCAGCGGGGCCUGAGUACAAAGCUGGAGAGUACUACUCUUACAACCCCAUGUCUUUCUACGAUGUGGACGCCUCCUGCGAUGCGCACCGCUUACCUCAGCCAUCAAACAAGAAGUAG